GCGAACGACUGACAAAUAUACAUUAGUGUGUCUUCAUAACUUAAGCAUGAUUAGAAUGAACCGCUUAACUAACACGAACUACGUAAUUAUGGGGUUCAUCAUUCACAGACACUACUCAACAUCGAAGCAUUUCUAUAUAACUUUAUAAUAUUGAUCAGUCAGUGUUUGACAGAGGCACCUGUCCUCUCUCUCUCUGUUUGAUUACAUUUACGUUAGUUUCAUAUUUUUUUUAUGAAUUUCUAGCCGCGAUGGAUUACCUGCUGCAGGUAAAAGUAGGAGCUUUGGUUGGGCUGCUGGUCCUAACUUUGAUUUUUGGUUUCAUCCCAGCGCGGAUGAGAUGGUUUCAAGCCUCUAGUGGAACAGAAUCCCACAAGGCCGUGCUGAGUUUUGUGGGCUGCUUUGCGGGUGGCGUCUUCCUGUCCGCCUGCUUGUUAGACAUCAUCCCAAACUACCUCUCCGACAUACACGAAGAGCUAAAAAAACAAGGCCUUGAUGGUGGCUUCCCGCUAGCAGAGUUCAUCAUGGCGUGUGGCUUCUUCACAGUCUUGAUCUUAGAAAAAACAGUCCUGAGCUGCACAGAGGGCCACGGAGAUGAGGAGACGGCUCCUCUUUUAGCUCCCGCGGGUCAUGGACAUCAUUCGCUGAACAGUCUGGAGGGGAGCGGUCACCACACCCACAUGGAUCUUAACUCGCACUCGUCCUUUCGCUCCUUCGUGCUCUUUCUGUCUCUUUCUCUCCACUCUGUGUUUGAGGGUUUGGCCAUUGGCUUGCAGACCACGGAAACUAAGGUCCUGGAGAUCUGCAUCGCUAUCCUGGUCCACAAGAGCAUCAUUGUGUUCAGUCUGUCAGUGAAGCUGGUUCAGAGCGAGGUCAGGCCCAUGUGGGUGGCCAUCUACGUGGCCUUCUUCGCUGUGAUGUCUCCUCUCGGCAUUGGCAUCGGCAUCACAGUGAUCGAGUCGAAGCUAAAGGCUGGCACUUUCAUCCAGGCGGUGCUGGAGGGGCUAGCGGCCGGGACGUUUGUCUACAUCACCUUCCUAGAGAUCCUUCCCCAUGAGCUGAACUCCCCUGAGCGGCCUCUACUCAAAGUUUUCUUCCUCCUGUUCGGUUUUUCAGUAAUGGUUGGUCUGAGUUUCCUGGGCUGAAAAAAAAAGUUGUUUUUUCUUGUGUUAUGUCCAGAAAACUGCUGCCUUGAGGAAAUCACGCUCUGUGAGACUUCACAAACUGCACGUGAUUUCAAGCAGACGAAAAGCUUGUUUUUUUAGAGGAACUGUUUUUUAUACAAGCACCAAGAAGCUUAUUUUUUUAAAAGCUCACAAGAUCAUUUAUCCAUUUUAAAUGACUUUCAUAAAGGGAAAAAAAUGUAAAUUUUGCUGACCAAACUUCAGCUUUGAGGAACAUAACGUCUGACACGCAAGUGGAAACUUAAACAAAUAUUUUUUACUUGAACUAGUUUUAGCUUUUUUUAAACUAGACACAUCAGCAUAAUGGUUUGCAUGCCACUUCAGUGUUUCCUGUUUGACUUGCAUAACACUAUCCAUGAUUCAUUUUUAUACAUUAUGAACAUUGCAAUAUUUCUUCAUUUUACAUACACUCAUUUAGUAUUGGUUGUUCCCCUUUACAUGCCAUAUUUCCUUUUAGUUUAGGAAAAUUCAAUGGGCAGCCAAAUGUUUGUACUGAACAGUGUGGACACAUGGUUAUAUGUGACCCUGGAGCACAAAACCGGCCUUAAGUCGCUGGGGUAUAUUUUUAGCAAACAUUGUAUGGGUGAAAAUUAUCGAUUUUUCUUUUAGGCCAAAAAUCAUUGGGUUAUUAAGGAAAGAUCACGUUCCAUGAAGAUAUUUUGUACAUUUCCUACUGUAAAUAUAUCAAAACUUUAUUUUGAUUAGUAAUCUGCAUGGCUAAGAAUUCAUUUGGACAACUUUAAUUUAAUUGUAUCUGGAAUUUGCGUGAACCAUACAUCAAUGGAAAGAUUAUUUAUUCAGCUUUCAGAUGAUGUAUAAAUCUCAAUUUCGAAAAACUGACCCUUAAGACUUAAGGUUUUGUGGUCCAGGGUCACAUAUAAAACAUUUGAUGAGAUUUUGCAGUAAAAUGAGAAAAAAAAGGGUAACAUGCAUUGUGUUUAUGUUCCCUAUGUAUAUGUUCCAAAAUCAUAUUCAUAUAUGGUUAUGCAACAUAUUAAAGCAAUAUAAAUAUAUUUGCAUUUUUGAAACUAGUGAAAACGGCAUGCAGAUUUAGUGUUUCUGUGCUUAUAUUUGAUAGAAAACUAACAAAUGGCAUGUUACUGUUUCAAGAGCUUAAAGGCCUUCACUAAACACUAGCACUAAAUCCUCUAGAAGUUAAUGUUGAAGUAUAUUAGGUGACGUUACUGGCUUUCAUUUAGUUUGCUUUCUGUUUUAACAUGCUCUGUCUGGGGUAGUAAAAAGAUCUGAAACAGGGUUUAAACUUGCAAUACCACAUUUAGCUUCUUGAUGUCAGAUUUCUACACAGAAUGUAGAUAUUGACUGUUUGAAAUUGCAUGCUACUAUUACUGUUUUUGCAGCAUACAAUCAGAGCACUCUGCUUGAGAAACUUUAUCCCAGAAUGCAUUGUGCUCAGUCGUCUUUGUUAUGCACUAAUAAUAUUACUAUCUCUCUAGGGUCACUAUUUAAUCAAACUGCCCAAAAUCAAAGCAUUUAUACACAAAACUGGAAUAGAAAUGCAAUUUUAUAUUCCAGAUGAUAACUGGACACCACUUAUUGAAUUAUACAGGCAAUGUAAUAAUGUCAUCUCACUGUUUGCAGGAUAAUAAGAAAUGAGUAUGACUGCAUAAUGCAUACUGGGAAUAGAGAAUGGGAAUGAGAAUAACAAACAGUGUUGAUUAGGAGAUUUUUGAUGAUCUUUAUUUUGUAUCUUGUUUUUUUUUAAUAUAUGGUCUAUUAUUAUCUGGAUAUUAUCUGGAAACAGGACUAGUAGUAUGCAAUUUCAAACAGUUUAUAUUUAAUUUUCUCAUUUAAUUUUUCUCAUGCUGCUUUUCUUUAGUUGUUUGAUAGAUUGUAUCUUAAAAUUCAUAAGACAAGGAAGCGGCAUUAUUAUUGUUAACCAAAAAUAAAAAUAAGACCAUUAAAAAAAAUUGACAGUUGAUAUAAAUGUUAACUAACUGAAAAUGUUAACUUGUAAUAAAACUAAUGAUUUUUUAUUUAAAAA
This is a messenger RNA of Carassius auratus (goldfish), 3183 nucleotides long. RefSeq names its product solute carrier family 39 member 1 (gene slc39a1). Gene Ontology annotation, biological process: zinc ion transmembrane transport. The coding region runs from base 249 to 1142 and encodes 297 amino acids. The record is from RefSeq and is a predicted model, not a curated record. Gene Ontology annotation, molecular function: zinc ion transmembrane transporter activity. Gene Ontology annotation, cellular component: plasma membrane. NCBI's taxonomy places the organism in Eukaryota, Metazoa, Chordata, Actinopteri, Cypriniformes, Cyprinidae. The transcript is spliced from 4 exons.